CGACUUUCUUGCAUGUUUGGAAAUUAGAAGCCACCUUUCUUUCCUUUUCUUUCAGGCUCAUGGAUUUGUCGCCCCAACAAGAUGAUAAUAAUCACCAUUCAUUCUCAAAAUCGCUUGAAAAUUGCGAGGCAAUCAAUAAUGUCACAGGGACAAAGUCCCCCAAGACAAGUUUUCUUGUUUUUGUUGGUGCCUAUGAAUUCUUUUCACCAGAGAUGUGGAGAGCAGUACUCGUGGAGCUAGUAGCAACAGCUUGUCUAUUAUUCACACUAACCAUUUGCAUACUCUCAUGCUUGGAAUCACGUGAGCCUGAACCCAAGCUUCUAGUCCCAUUCGCCGUCUUCAUUAUCGCUUUCUUCUUCCUCUUAGCAACAGUUCCAUUAUCUGGGGGUCACAUGAGCCCAGUUUUCACCUUCAUUGCAGCUCUCAAAGGUGUUAUAACUCUUGUUCGUGCCAUCUUCUACAUCUUGUCUCAAUGUGUAGGUUCAAUAAUGGCUUACAUGGUAAUCAAGAGUGUGAUGAACAAUGCUACAGUAGAGAAGUAUUCAUUGGGUGGCUGCAUGAUUGAUGGAAACGGGGGAGGGAUAGCUCCAGGAACUGCACUGGUGCUGGAAUUUUCUUGCACUUUUGUGGUGUUGUUUGUUGGUGUAACGGUGGCGUUUGACAAGAGAAGGUUCAAGGAGCUAGGCUUAAUAAUGGUCUGUGUGAUAUUGGCUGCAUCCAUGGGACUUGCAAUUUUUGUGUCGAUUACUGUAACUGGGAGAGCUGGGUAUGCUGGUGUGGGGCUGAAUCCUGCGAGAUGCUUAGGUCCAGCACUGUUGCAUGGAGGUUCAUUGUGGCAUGGGCAUUGGGUCUUUUGGGUUGGGCCUUGUUUGGCUUGCACUGUUUAUUAUGUUUACACUUUGACCUUACCAAGGGAUAGGAUGGGAAGUGUAGAUGAAGAUUAGAAAAAGCAGGACUUUUGUUUUCUAAUUUUUUUUUUUCCUGAGAGUUCUUGUUAGGAAAUAAUUAAGCUCUCCCUCAAUCAUGA
Molecule: messenger RNA, 1027 nt
Organism: Manihot esculenta (cassava)
Lineage: Eukaryota; Viridiplantae; Streptophyta; Magnoliopsida; Malpighiales; Euphorbiaceae
Product: aquaporin TIP3-1
Exons: 2
Coding region: 60-944 (294 amino acids)
Biological process (GO): transmembrane transport
Cellular component (GO): membrane
Molecular function (GO): channel activity
Source: RefSeq, a predicted model, not a curated record